Molecule: messenger RNA, 1863 nt
Organism: Colletes gigas
Lineage: Eukaryota; Metazoa; Arthropoda; Insecta; Hymenoptera; Colletidae
Gene: Hakai
Product: E3 ubiquitin-protein ligase Hakai
Exons: 5
Coding region: 283-1563 (426 amino acids)
Biological process (GO): regulation of cell adhesion; protein ubiquitination
Molecular function (GO): ubiquitin protein ligase activity
Source: RefSeq, a predicted model, not a curated record
GAUAUUUAUUAUUGAACCAUACAUAGUAAUAAAUAAAGAAAUUACAAGGCGUAGAAUGAUACAUAUACGCUCCUGCGAUUCGCAUGGCAUAAAGUCGUUUCUAAGGGAACACACAAGCACACUACCAUCUACCACAUAUACAUUGCACGGUACUAGUUACUACAAUGAAGGUUGUAGCAACAGAUUAUUUCUUCAUUCAUUUAUAUGAAAUGACGAGGUUUAGUGUGAAACAUUGGACUGCACAAUAGUGAAAAGUUUCCCUUUUAAUUGUUGUCGAAGCCGAUGGAGGAAGAUGGUAGUAAAAGAAUGAGAGGCAGAACCCGUGGUAGAGCACGUGGCAGAACACGAGGUCGUGCUAGAGGUAGAUCUAAGAAACAAGUAAAGAUUAUUGAAAGUGACGAAGAAGAUACUCCACAACAAGCCGAAGAAGCUCCAGCAGAAACAGUUGGAGCAGAAUUGGAAGAACAUGAAGCUCCACCAACUCAACAGGCUCCUUUGGAGCAGCAGUUUGACUUGGAGGCUGAUAUAUCACAGUUGGAAGCUCCAACAUUUACAACUAUUAACAGAGGACCUCCUGAACCGAUGCUCCGUUUAAGAUGGGAUCACAGAGUUAAUCUUAUUGGAGAGAAAGUGUUAAAUCCCAUGAUACAUUGUUGUGACAAGUGUUUGAAACCAAUCCUCAUUUAUGGACGUAUGAUACCUUGCAAACAUGUAUUUUGCUUAUCUUGUGCCAAGAGAGAAGAUAAGGUUUGUCCUCGUUGUAUGGAGAAAGUCUCAAGAGUAGAACAAACUGGUUUAGGUACUGUGUUCAUGUGUACGCAUGGAGGAACUAGGUAUGGAAAUGCUGGUUGCAGAAGAACAUAUCUUAGUCAAAGAGAUUUACAGGCUCAUAUAAAUCACCGGCAUAUAUCAGCUCCGCCGCAACAAGUUCAAGGAAUGCAAGUUGAUCCUCCACAAUACGUACAUACUAAGUCAGAAAUAGAGUUAACAAAAGUUUCAUCAGUUGCUAUGCAAAAUACUCGCAUAAAAUCGGUGCAAUCACACAUGGUACAGCCAAUAAUGGGAAAUGAUCCUAGAGUGAAUUCAAUGGUUAAUCAAUCACCAGUGGAACACCGACAACAGCAUAGGCCACAGUCACUAAUAUCAAUGCAGAAUUACACCCAAGGUUCUGCACCCCCACCACCAAAUAACGCUCCGUUAAGAACAAAUCUGAUAACUGUACCCAUACAAGAUACAGCCAUAACAACGCACGAUAUGCAUACACAACAAAGUCAUCAUUAUUAUCCUCCUCCACCUCCACAAGUUAAUUACGGAGGAUAUAAUGUGCCACCACCGGUUUCACAGACGCAACAAUACUAUUCGCAGCCGCAACAUCCCGCUCAAGUAUCUUAUGUGCCACCACCGCCACCACAACAACAACAGUAUGUAUCUUCAACACCGACUUCCAUAAGGCCAUCCCCAUCAGGAUAUAUACAAGACCCAUCAUAUGGCCCACCACCUCAACAACAGGCCCCACCCCCACAGACUCAAUGGUCGCAACACCAACAACAGUUUUAUAGGUAAAGGAAGUACCGUUAUCAUAACAGACUUGUAUGCAUUGUGAUAAAACUGUUGUGGAUGAUAUGCAGCAAUUAGAAAUGGUUAUGUAUACUGUUUCUAUAAACGUGCUGCUCACUAUUAGGAAAAAUUAAUUAUAAAAUAUUUUAUACUUUUCAAUGACUAUAUAUGCAACAUUAAAUAGCUAAACUUAUACAAUACUAUAGCAAUAAAAUCGUUUUAAUUCUAUGGAUAAAUUUAUUUAUUUUCCACUCUUAUGAGUAUAGUCUCUAAGGCUAUGGUGUAGUGGAGGUGGAUAUUUCCGAU